AUCAGUUCGGACAGAAGAGAGAACAAGAACAAGACAAAAAUAGCAUUAAUACAAAUUUGUCCAGUGGAGGAAGAGACUGAACGUGUCGAGCAUCGGAUAUCAAGCAUGUCUGUCCUCAUCUUGGCAGCUCUGCUUUCCUCUGUGACAUGUAGCAGUGCUGACAUAAGUGCCUCUGCCUGGGGACGACAACACUGCGUCAGUGGAUACUGUGUCACUCUCAAUGACGGAGAAGUAACAGUAGAGGCUGGGCUCUGUGUUGUGAUCCCGUGUUCUUAUAGGACUGGUGAUGGCUUUACACCUAAACAUAUAGCUUGGUAUAAAUGUGAAGUAUCUGAACCAAGAUGUGGUAAUCCUAUCAUGAUAUUUCACACCAACAACAGCAUUAAAGUUCAAUCUGGGUUUAAAGCACGAGUGUCCUUUUUGGAGCCUGAUCUGAGCCAGAACAACUGCAGCUUCUUCAUUAAUAAGCUAAAACAGUCUGAUUCUGGAUCAUAUCACCUCAGAGUUAUUGGUGAACUGAAUGGAAAACCUGAUGGAUUUUCAUUCUCUCCAAGAGUGACUGUUUAUGUAAAAGGUUUUAAGCUGAAGCCCACAGUAAUGAUUCCCACACUGACUGAGGGACAGCAGGCCACACUGACCUGCACUGCUCCUGGUCUCUGCUCUGGAUCUGUUCCUCAAAUCACCUGGACAUGGAGAGGAGCAGGAGGGACUGAAUCUUACAUUACAGGAAACAGCACUGAUUACAAGACUGAGAAUCUGACUGAUGUAACACAGAGUCCUGUCUCAACUUUGACCUUUAACCCAUCAGCUAAACAUCACAACACGAACGUCACCUGUAAGAUCAGUUUUACAGGAGAAACAAUUACAGAAGAGACUUCAACCUUGAAUGUGAACUACUUGAAAGAAGUUAAAAUAAGUGGUGUUACAAGGGUGAAGGAGCAUGAAUCACUGAAUCUGACCUGCAGUGUUGAAAGUUUCCCUCUAUCUCUGAUUAGGUGGUCCAGACUUAGUUCUGACACAAACCUGCAAAGUGAUUUGAGAUCAGCAACAUUUAUAAUCCUAAAUGCAACAACAAAACAUGCUGGACAGUAUGUUUGUAUGGCUCAAUAUAUGAACAAUACUCUGAAGGAGAAAGUCACUGUAAGGGUGAUGUAUUACAGGAAACCUCAGAUUGCUGGGAGAACGGUCGUUAAAGAGGGAGAUGUUCUGAAUCUAACCUGCGGUAUUGAAAGUUUUCCUCCAGCUCUUAUUGUUUGGAAAAUGUUGACUUCCAAUAUAAAUCCUUACAAUGGAACUAACACUGAUCUGUACAAUGACACUGGAUCAGCUACACUUGUUAUCCAGAAUGUGGCAGCAGAACAUUCUGGACAAUAUGUCUGUGCAGCAAAACAUCUGGAUACAGUUCUGACUGUAAAUGUCAGCGUAACUGUGACUUAUAAAAGGAAACUUCAGAUCACUGGCGAUACAACUGUAGAAGAAGAAAAUGUUCUGAAUAUGACCUGCAGUAUUGAAAGUUUCCCUCCAGCUCUUAUUGUGUGGAAAAAAAUGAGUACGAACACAAACCUUCAUAGUGGAACUUACCUGUAUAAUGACACUGGAUCAGCUACACUUACCAUUCCAAAUGUGACAGCACAGCAUUCUGGACAGUACAUCUGUACAGCAAAACAUCUGAAUACCACCGUGACUUCUUAUGUUAGUGUAACUGUGACUUAUUCAAGGCAACCUCUGAUCAAUGGGAAUACAACUGUUAAAGAGGGAGAUGUUCUGAAUUUGACCUGCAGUGUGGACAGUAUCCCUCCAGCUCUUAUUGUGUGGAAAGAUCCUAUCUCCAACACAAACCUUCAUAUUGGAACUUACACUGAUCUGUACAAUGAUACUGGAUCAGCUACACUUGUCAUUCAGAAUGUGACAGCAGAAGAUUCUGGACAGUACAUCUGUUCAGCAAAACAUCUGGACACAACUCUGAUUUCUUACAUCAAUGUGACUGUGACUUAUUUAAGGCAACCUCUUAUCAUUGGGAAUACAACUGUUAAAGAGGGAGAUGUUCUGAAUUUGACCUGCAGUGUGGAAAGUAUCCCUCCAGCUCUUAUUGUGUGGAAAAAACCUAUCUCCAACACAAACCUUCAUAUUGGAACUUACACUGAUCUGCACAAUAACACUGGAUCAGCUACACUUGUCAUCCAGAAUGUGACAGCAGAAGAUUCUGGACAGUACAUCUGUACAGCAAAACAUCUGGACACAACUCUGACCUUAUAUGUUGAUGUGACUGUGACUUAUAAAAGGAGACCACUGAUAACUGGGAAUACAACUCUUAAUGAGGGAGAUGUUCUGAAUUUGACCUGCAGUGUUGAAAGUAUCCCUUCAGCUCUUAUUGGGUGGAAAAAAGUUAGUGACAACACAAAUCUUCAGAGUGGAAUUCACACUAAUUUGCACAAUGACACUGGAUCAGCAACACUUUUCAUCCCAAAUGUGACAGCAAAAGAUUCUGGACAGUACAUCUGUGCUGCAAAACAUCUGGACACAAUUGUGACCGUAAAUGUCAGUGUGACUGUGACUUGGCUAUCAAAUAUUCAAAAUGGUUCAGGAUGUGUGCUUCACUCACAGAUCUUGACCUGUGUGUGUAUUAUUGAAGGGUUUCCUUUACCUACCAUCCAGUGGUUGCCCCUCAAGAACAACACUGAGUACUCUGUCAUUACUGCUGUGUCAAAUGACACAGUCAACAGCACUGUCAGCCUAAAUGUAGAAAAGCAUGGCAACAUCACUCUUGAAUGUGUCAGCAACAAUGGAAAUGAAGAAGCUAAAGAAAAAUUCACAAUCCACAACAACUCUAAAAAAUAUGAGCAACCGUUAGAUUUAAGCAAGGGAUACCUAAAAGUCAUCGUUGCCUUUUUGAUUGGGACACUUCUUACAGCAGUUGUUUGCUUUUUGGCCAAAAAGUAUUACAGAAAAAAACAGAAGAGCUCUGGAAACCUUCAUGAGACUUUGGAGAUGGACAGACGUCAAGAUGAUCCACAGGUAUAUGAUGGUUCCCUAUUAGAAGAAAAUCUGACUCUGAUCUUAAACAGUGGACCAAAAGAAGUGGAGUAUGCUGACACUAAUUUAUCCCUUUGAAAAGAAAUAGUGCCAGGGAAGCACUAAGGAGGAAAGCGAUAAAUGAUGCUCAAAUUAAGAAAGUAGUACGAGAAGAAGGUGGAGAUGAUGGUGGAGAAUAAGGUGAAAGAGGAGGAGGUGGUGGUACUGGAGAUAAAAGACUGUUUUCCAGAAAAGGAAGACGGAUAUAAGGAUAAGUAUUUGUUUUAAAUCUCCAUCUUGUCAGGAAACAGUGCUUGUGGCCAAUAUGGUUUUUCAGUUUCAAAGAAUAAAUAAUCAAAUGUUCCAGUGUCAGCUUGUCUCUCAAAUUAUCUGAAAUAGCAUGUUAUUUUAGAAAAAUGUCACAGUUGAUACAAAUUUUAGAUAUGUCUUUAUUAUAUUAAAAUCUUCAGUUUAAUCUUAGUCUUAAGUCUAUGUGUUGUGGAAUGAUUUUUUCGUGUUUUAUUGUUGAGAUGACAAAUGCCCACCCUGAGAUUGUCUUGUCAGAAACAUUGAAAAGAUAUAAUUAAAAGUGUGUACAUUUAUUUACGAAUAAAAGUUGCCCUUUUUUUACC
Pundamilia nyererei is the source of this 3644-nucleotide messenger RNA. Its product is annotated as immunoglobulin superfamily member 10-like. Gene Ontology annotation, molecular function: sialic acid binding. Bases 106 to 3111 code for a protein of 1001 amino acids. The transcript is spliced from 14 exons. Lineage: Eukaryota; Metazoa; Chordata; Actinopteri; Cichliformes; Cichlidae. The record is from RefSeq and is a predicted model, not a curated record. Gene Ontology annotation, cellular component: plasma membrane. Gene Ontology annotation, biological process: cell adhesion.